Messenger RNA from Ectocarpus siliculosus, 2322 nucleotides. The record is from the annotation of a GenBank genome assembly. Lineage: Eukaryota; Phaeophyceae; Ectocarpales; Ectocarpaceae.
AUGCCGCCACCACCGCCAAGGCCAAGGCCCAAUCGCCGACCACGGCAGGCCGCUCCCCGAGUCGCCUUUCUCCGAGCAAUAGCAACGACGGCGGUCUUCGCAACCGCUGCAAGCACGCGAUGGCUGCUGCUGGCGGGUGCUACCGCGACAGGGCCGGCGGGAGCACGGCGGGGGGGGGCGUUGGUUUUCCGGGUGGAAGGGAGGCCGGACGAUCCCGAGUUCGCGCGGGCGUGUGGGGUGGUCAGGGGUCUGGAGGACCUCUACGGGAAGGAACGGUAUCUGUUGCAACCGGUACCGGUAGAGGACGGUGGCUCCUCCCAUGACCAAGAACAACGGCGAGCCUCCCCUCGACGACGGAGGCCAUGGAUCCCACGUUGGUUCGGGGGUUCCGCAGGAAGACGGAAGCAAUCCCCCCAAGGGGGUCCGGCGGGAGAGACGGCUCCACGAUCAGCAGUGCUGUGCAGUAUCGACCGUGCCCCAGCAGACGAUAAGACACAGGCUCAGGGUCCAGCCGCCGGAGGGCAUCUGUCGGCGGCGGAAGAGUCGCCGGCUGCUGUUGCGAACACGAGAGUUGCCAUAGGGGGCGUGGAUGAGCUGCUGGAGUUCGUGCGGACCAGCGUCCUGGCCGGGCCGCGGCCGUUUUCUUUCGCGUUUCACGAGCAGUCGCUCGGGAUACAAGCGGCGCAUCGAAGGAAACAAAGAGACGAAUCGUCCGCUCUAGCCGCUGCGGUAGCAGCACCACCCCGUCGUCGGAAACUUCUUCGGCUCGGCAGUGGCCGUCGCAGAAGAAGAAGCACCAGCAGCCUCAAACACGGAGCCCCCGGGGGUGCUCCCUCCCCCUCAGGCAGUGCAGGUGCCCCCCCCCCCGGCGGCGGCGGCGGCGGCGCAUCCGGCGUCUCCCCCUCGGAGUACGACUACGACUUAGUCGUGAUCGGGGGCGGAUCGGGUGGGUUAGCGUGCGCGAAGGAGGCGGCUAGGCUGGGGAAGAAGGUGGCCUGCCUGGACUUCGUAAAGCCCUCGGUGAUGGGCAGCAAGUGGGGUUUGGGCGGCACCUGCGUGAACGUGGGCUGCAUCCCGAAGAAGCUCAUGCACCAGGCGGCGCUCCUAGCGGGACACGCCAAAGACGCUCCCUUCUUCGGGUGGCCGGCGGGGCCAGAGGGCGAAGACGGUUCUCGAUUGGAGGAGGCGGGAGGCGUGGCGGGGGGAGAGGGGAAGCGGUCGGUUACACACGACUGGGAGGUUAUGGUUCAAGGGGUGCAGAACUACAUCAAGGGGCUCAACUUCAAGUACCGGACCGACCUUCGCUCGAAGGGGGUGGAGUACAUCAACGCGCUGGGUAGGCUGCAAGAUGCCCACACCGUGGUCGCGACGGACAAGAACAACAAGGAGCGCGUUCUGAGCUGCGGCUCCGUGGUCGUUGCGGUGGGCGGGAGGCCUAACCAGCUGCCCUGCGAGGGUGGCGAGCUGGCCAUGACGUCCGACGACAUUUUUGCCCUGAGGACUCCUCCCGGGAAGACGCUGGUGGUGGGGGCUAGCUACGUCGCGCUUGAGUGUGCAGGUUUCCUGACCGGUCUGGGCGUGGAUACGACGGUGAUGGUGCGGUCGAUCCUGCUGAGGGGCUUCGACCAAGGCAUCGCGGAACGGAUCGGGAGCUUCAUGGAGGCUGAGGGCACUCGGUUCCUUAGGCCUGCCGUCCCGCAGAGGAUUUCCAAGACGGAACAGGGGAGGCUUCUCGUGAGGUGGAGAGAGGGAGAAGGAGAUGAUCAGACCACCAAGGAGGAGGAGUUCGACACUGUGCUGGCUGCUACGGGCAGAAGGGCGGACACGCAAGGCUUGGGGUUGGAGAGGCUAGGGGUCACUCUCAGCAACAACGGCAAGAUGGUGUGCCGCAACGAGGAGACCACCGUGGCAGGCGUGUUCGGCAUAGGGGAUGCCGUUGAGGGCGUGCCCGAGCUGACCCCGUCGGCCGUUCAGGCCGGCCGACUCCUUGCGAUGAGGCUCUUCGGCGGGGAGGAGAACGUGGAGGUUUUCCACUCGGCUUUCACGCCUCUCGAGUGGCAGAUGAACUCGGAGCGACCGCAAAACGCCUGCUACGUGAAGGCCGUGUGUGAUUUGACGGACAGUCAGCGGGUGGUGGGUCUGCACUUCUUGGGGCCUAACGCGGGCGAGGUGAUGCAAGGCUUCGGCGUAGGAAUCCGCCUGGGCAUGACGAUGGACGACUUGCGACAGCUGGUGGGAAUUCAUCCGACCGUCGCAGAAGAACUAACCCUCCUUCAGACAACCAAGAGGUCUGGGGAGCCCAUCGAGAAAAGUGCCUGCUGA